AUGGACUUCCGCCUUCUGGCCCGCAGCCUCCGGGCCAGGCCAACCCCAUGGCUCCAACAGCAGACCCAGCUACACCGUGUUGGCUUCCUCACCAACGGGGUCCGCUACAAUUCCUCCACCUCAUCACCAACCCCACCUUUUAAGCCCACACCUCCCACCGACCAGCCAAGCACAGCUCCGGAGGCCGCGAAGCAAGCCGAAAAGCCGACAUCCAACCCCGACAAGUCAACCACAGCUGCCCCCGAAGCCGUCCCCCAGGCCGCACAGCAAGCCCGCAAGCCAGUCUCUGACUUCGAUGAUAUCCUCAGCAGACUUGACCUCAACAAGCCCCGAGAAGCACCCAGCAGCCAGCGCCGGAUCUUCUCAGACUCGCUUUCCCGGGCUGUCGGCGAAGGCGCACAGAGCAGCUACCGGGCGCGGUCUCGGGUGCCUCUGCCUGCACGCAAGGUCGAGCUGAAGCUUGGACCGACGCUGGGUCGUCAGGUUCAUGUUGAGCCUGAGCGUGGUACUGAUUUGGGUGGUGCGCUGCGCAAGCUUCAGGCUACUCUUUCGCAGAAUAGUGUUCGACGCGAUGCUCACGAUCAAAAAUUCCAUGUCAGAAGGGGUAUGGUGCGCAAGCAGAAGAAGAUGGCGCGGUGGAAGAAGCUGUUCAAGUUCUCAUUCCAGGGGACUGUGAAGAAGAUUCAGCGUAUGCAGGCGCAAGGUUGGUAG
Messenger RNA from Penicillium coprophilum, 711 nucleotides. Its product is annotated as mitochondrial 37S ribosomal protein bS21m. The coding region runs from base 1 to 711 and encodes 236 amino acids. Gene Ontology annotation, molecular function: structural constituent of ribosome. Gene Ontology annotation, cellular component: ribosome; mitochondrial small ribosomal subunit. The record is from RefSeq and is a predicted model, not a curated record. Gene Ontology annotation, biological process: mitochondrial translational initiation; translation. The transcript has a single exon. NCBI's taxonomy places the organism in Eukaryota, Fungi, Ascomycota, Eurotiomycetes, Eurotiales, Aspergillaceae.